GAGCGCAUUCCUGCACAGCGCUCACAGCGGAGGACAAGCCGCGGUGAAACCAGACCACAACGCCUCACAGGGGCUGGGAGCUCACCUAAAACCUCAAAUUGGAGGUGGAGGAAGUGCUGGGUGUCGCCUGAGCAUAGCGGUUACAUGUGCAGCAACCUCGGCUGAGGGUAACGUUCCGUGUUCGAGCACUGUAGCCGCGAUGUCGGAGUUUCUGGUGAGUCUGUUCGGGGAGCGGCUCGUCAACAGCGAGAAAGCCGAGGUGGAUGUGCAGUCGCUGGGCGCCAAGCUAUCCCUGGUCGGGCUCUUCUUCGGAUGCAGCCUGAACGCCCCGUGCAAGCAGUUCAACGGCAGCCUGUGCGAGUUUUACAGCAGGUUCAAAAAGGCGUCUGAACAUAAAGACAAAUUGGAAAUCGUCUUCAUCUCGUCUGAUCAGGACCAGAAACACUGGCAAGACUUUUUGCAGGAGAUGCCAUGGCCUGCCUUACCUUUCAAAGACAGACACAAAAAGAUGAAGCUGUGGAACAAAUACAAAGUAACUAGUAUCCCAUCUCUGGUGUUUGUGGACGCAGCAACGGGGAAGGUGGUGUGUCGAAAUGGUCUACUGGUGGUCAGAGAUGACCCUAAAGGCCUGGAGUUCCCCUGGGGGCCAAAGCCAUUUGCGGAGGUGGUGGCAGGGCCUCUGCUCAGGAACAACAGGCAGACAACAGACAGCAGCUCUCUGGAAGGCCACUAUGUGGGCGUCUACUUCUCAGCACACUGGUGCCCGCCAUGCCGCAGUUUGACCAGAGUCUUGGUGGAAUCAUAUCGAACCGUCAAAGAGUCGGGUCAGAAGUUUGAGAUCGUGUUUGUCAGCGCCGACAGGUCAGAGGAGUCCUUUAUGCAGUAUUUCAGCGAGAUGCCGUGGUUGGCGGUGCCAUAUUCAGACGAGGCUCGGCGGUCACGACUCAACAGACUUUAUGGAAUACAAGGUAUUCCCACACUGAUUCUGCUAGACACAGAGGGUCACAUGAUCACGCGACAGGGCCGCGUGGAGGUGCUGAACGACCCAGAGUGCCGGCUCUUUCCCUGGCACCCUCGGCCCGUGCUGGAGCUUAGCGAGUCCAACGCUGUGCAGCUCCACGAGGGGCCCUGCCUCGUCCUGUUUGUGGACGCUGAAGAGGAAGGUGAAUUGGAGCCAGCAAAGGAGCUGAUUCAGCCAAUUGCGGAGAAGCUUAUGGCCAAGUACAAAGCCAAGGAGGAGGAGAUGCCGCUGCUGUUCUUUGUGGCUGGAGAGGACGACAUGAGUGACUCCCUGCGGGACUACACUAACCUCCCAGAAGCAGCUCCUCUUCUCACCAUCCUGGACAUGUCGGCCCGUGCCAAGUAUGUUCGCGACGUAGAAGAGAUCACGCCGGCCGAAGUGGAGCAAUUUGUCGGUGAUUACCUGGCUGAAAAGCUCAAACCAGAGCCCAUCUAAAGAGGAAGUCCAAAUAUAAGUCGGACAUACUAUAUGGGACUCAGUCCAUCAUCAAACCCCGGCCUGUUGCUACCCCCCCCCCCCCCCCCACCCCCACACACACACACUGUCUCUCCUGCCUCCCCCCUGACUUUGUCUGUCUGUCACUUUUUACUGACAUUUUAAUAUUUUUUUAAGACAUGUUCCUCUCUUUUUCCUGUGGUGCCUUGCAUUGACGAUAGUCCCUACAGUAAUAUAGAUAAUAUAUAUAUAUAUAUAUAUAUAUUAUCUAUAUUACUUCUGUUCGUUCCUUUUUUUGGCCUUAAGUCACUCCAUAGCAUUUCUGAACUCUAGAGAAAAUGAGAGAAUUACUCAGUGGACCUACUUACUCAGCUGAUUCUUUGCUUUCUGUUUUUUCUGCGUGAUCUUUGUUACUUUUGGUUUCUGAAUGAUGUUGAGAAAGAAUAAAAUGCAUUUUUACAGUUGUAAUUCACAUGUAGUGCAAAUGUGCUAAACCUCAGCUGGAUGUAGCCGUAAGCCUUUAUGGCUCUAUUUAAAGAAAAAAACAAACCGGUGCACAUACAGUAAAGAUCCAUUAUACUUGCUUGUAUUAGACCAAUGACUGAUGUUUUAAAAACCCGUGUCUUGUUGUGGGUGUUCUGAUGUGAGUGAAAGUCAUCUCUUGUUGACGGUGGUUCUCAUCUCAAAGUCAUGAGGAUUUUCUGUGAAGAUCCCUAAUGAAAAGGCCUGAAGGAGCAGAAAUGUGUUCGAAAAGUGUUGACUGUAGAAAUCCCUGUAUUCUGUUACUUCAGUAGACUUGUCACACCCAUUAAAAAUUCACUGGCAAGCACAAAGUUUUGCUGCUUUUGAGUUCUAUAAUAAAGUUAUUUCUUGGAUAUGUAAAAUACA
This is a messenger RNA of Etheostoma spectabile (orangethroat darter), 2344 nucleotides long. RefSeq names its product nucleoredoxin (gene nxn). The transcript is spliced from 8 exons. Gene Ontology annotation, molecular function: thioredoxin-disulfide reductase (NADPH) activity. The record is from RefSeq and is a predicted model, not a curated record. Gene Ontology annotation, biological process: negative regulation of Wnt signaling pathway; negative regulation of protein ubiquitination. Gene Ontology annotation, cellular component: nucleus. Bases 200 to 1456 code for a protein of 418 amino acids. Lineage: Eukaryota; Metazoa; Chordata; Actinopteri; Perciformes; Percidae.